CCCCAGCACCCGCACCUCUCGCACCCCGCUUGUGGCUGGCAGAGGCGAACCGCAGGCAGAGCUGGGGGACAGGACACCGGGGAAUCGCAGCAGAAUCCUCCCGGGCAGGUGCAGCCCUGCAGCCACUACCCUUCUCCGCGCCGGGGGACACCGGGCCCGGGGAAAGCCAUCGCUCCCCUGGGGCCCUUCGGCGGCCGGCAGCAGCCGCCCGGGGCCGCGGCCGGGGCGGGGGGCGAGGCCGCGGCCGGCCCGGGAGGCCGUGCGGGGCCGUCCGGCGGCGCGGAGAGGCUGCGGGCGCGGCGAGCGCCGGCCCCUUCCCCUCUCCGUGGGAAGCGAUGGUUGAGUCCGGCGGCGGCGGCUGCUCGUGUGGCUGGCAGCCGCUCCGCUGCGCUGCCUGCGCUACUCUCGCCGCGAUCCCUCCCUCCCUCUUCUCUCCUUCUCCUCCUCCUCCUCCUCCCUCUCCUCCUCCUCUUCCUCGCACUCUCCGCAUCCCUCUCCUGCCGCCGCCGCCGCCGCUGCCCGGCUCUCCCCGCCGGCGGCCGUGCAUGCCUCGCCGCCCGCGGCCCCGGGCGUGCCUCCCCUCCCUCCCUCGGUGCCCUCCCUCCCCUGGGCGGGCGGCGGGCCGGCGGCGCCGGGGCUCCGCGGGCGCUGAGCAGCGCAGCCCCGCCGCGGCGCGGGACUGAUGCUGUCUGUGAGCAGAGCGGAGCGAGCCGCCCGCGCAGUCCUGCAGGAGGCGCCGGGCGCUGCGCGGCGCUCGGGACCCGGACCGCUCCUCUCCGCCUCUCCUCGCCCUGUGGUGGUUAUUUGGCGCUGUCCUUAGCCCCGCUGCCGCUCGGAGGACACGGUCGCAGCCGAGAAGAGCCGCCGGGGGUUUUGUGUGAGAGAGUGUGUGUGUGUGGAAUAACUGCAGACAUGACUGCGUGGAGGAAAUUCAAGUCUCUGCUGGUUCUCUGCGCGGGGCUCCUCACUGCAGCUCAGGGUCAGAACUGUGGAGGCUUAGUACAGGGACCAAAUGGUACUAUAGAAAGCCCUGGAUUUCCUCAUGGUUAUCCAAAUUAUGCCAACUGCACAUGGAUCAUUAUCACAGGAGAGCGUAACAGGAUACAAUUGUCAUUUCAUACUUUUGCCCUCGAAGAAGAUUUUGAUAUUUUGUCAAUUUAUGAUGGACAACCACAGCAAGGCAAUUUAAAAGUGAGGUUAUCUGGAUUUCAGCUUCCAUCAUCUAUUGUGAGCACAGGAUCUAUCCUCACCCUCUGUUUCACCACAGAUUUUGCUGUCAGUGCCCAAGGCUUCAAGGCUAUCUAUGAAGUAUUACCUAGUCAUACAUGUGGCAACCCAGGAGAAAUACCUAAAGGUGUACUUCACGGAACCAGAUUCAACAUUGGAGAUAAAAUCCGAUAUAGCUGUAUAGCUGGUUAUAUCCUUGAAGGCCAUGCCAUGUUGACAUGUAUUGUGAGUCCUGGGAAUGGUGCAUCGUGGGAUUUUCCAGUUCCUUUUUGCAGAGCUGAAGGAGCUUGUGGAGGGACACUACGUGGGACAAGUGGAACUAUUUCAAGUCCACACUUCCCUUCUGAGUAUGAAAAUAAUGCUGAUUGCACCUGGACCAUAUUGGCUGAACCAGGAGACACCAUUGCUUUGGUCUUUACUGACUUCCAGUUGGAGGAAGGAUAUGACUUCCUAGAGAUCAGUGGAACAGAAGCACCAUCAAUAUGGUUGAGUGGUAUGAAUCUACCUUCUCCAGUUAUCAGCAGUAAGAACUGGUUACGACUCCAUUUUACAUCUGAUAGCAAUCACCGGCGAAAGGGAUUUAAUGCUCAGUUUCAAGUGAAAAAAGCAAUUGAACUGAAAUCAAGAGGAGUCAAGAUGUUACCCAGCAAAGACAGCAACCACAAAAAUUCUGUCUUGACCCAGGGUGGGGAUGCAAUUGCUUCUGAUACUUGUCCUGAUCCGGGAAUUCCUGAAAAUGGGAAGAGGGUAGGCUCUGACUUCAGGGUGGGUGCAAGUGUACAGUUUUCCUGUGAAGACAAUUAUGUACUGCAAGGUUCUAAGAGCAUCACUUGUCAGAGAGUGACAGAUACAUUGGCUGCCUGGAGUGACCACAGGCCAAUUUGCAGAGCUAGAACAUGUGGUUCUAAUUUACGUGGACCGAGUGGCAUUAUCACAUCACCAAAUUAUCCCGUUCAAUAUGAAGACAACGCACACUGCGUGUGGGUCAUUACAACAACUGAUCCAGAAAAGGUCAUAAAGCUUGCUUUUGAAGAGUUUGAACUGGAAAGAGGCUAUGAUACUCUUACUGUUGGAGAUGCUGGGAAAGUUGGUGAUACCAGAACAGUGUUGUAUGUACUCACUGGAUCUAGUGUUCCUGAUCUUAUUGUGAGCAUGAGCAACCAGAUGUGGCUUCAUUUACAAUCUGAUGACAGCAUUGGCUCUCCAGGAUUCAAAGCUGUUUAUCAAGAAAUAGAGAAAGGAGGUUGUGGAGAUCCUGGAAUUCCAUCAUAUGGGAAAAGGACUGGCAGCAGUUUUCUGCAUGGAGACACACUUACCUUUGAAUGUCAAGCAGCUUUUGAACUGGUGGGAGAGAGAACGAUUACAUGCCAACAAAAUAACCAGUGGUCUGGCAACAAACCCAGCUGUGUUUUUUCGUGUUUCUUCAACUUCACCACACCAUCCGGAAUUAUCCUUUCUCCAAAUUAUCCUGAGGAAUAUGGGAACAAUAUGAACUGUGUUUGGUUAAUUAUCUCAGAGCCAGGAAGCAGAAUCCAUCUGAUUUUCAACGACUUUGAUGUAGAACCUCAAUUUGACUACCUUACAAUCAAAGAUGAUGGGAUUUCAGAUUUACCACCUCUUGGCACAUUUUCUGGCAAUGAAGUCCCUUCUCAAUUGGCUAGUAGUGGGCAUAUAGUUAGACUUGAAUUUCAGUCAGAUCACUCUACCACUGGAAGAGGAUUUAAUAUCACUUACACAACCUUUGGUCAGAAUGAGUGUCACGAUCCAGGCAUUCCAAUAAAUGGGAGGCGUUUUGGAGACAGAUUCCUUCUGGGAAGUUCUGUUUCCUUUCACUGUGAUGAUGGCUUUGUGAAGACUCAAGGCUCUGAAUCCAUAACCUGUAUUAUGCAAGAUGGAAAUGUAGUAUGGAGCUCCACUGUCCCACGUUGUGAAGCACCAUGUGGUGGACAUUUGACAGCAUCGAGUGGUGUUAUCUUGCCACCAGGUUGGCCAGGAUAUUACAAGGACUCACUUAAUUGUGAAUGGGUGAUUGAAGCAAGACCAGGAAAUUCCAUUAAGAUCACUUUUGACAAAUUCCAGACUGAAGUUAAUUAUGACACUUUGGAAGUCAGAGAUGGGCCAGCAAGUUCAUCACCAUUAAUUGGAGAAUACCAUGGAACACAAGCACCCCAGUUCCUUAUUAGUACUGGAAAUUAUAUGUAUCUGCUGUUCACUACGGACAACAGUCGUUCCAGUGUUGGCUUCCUAAUUCACUAUGAGAGUGUUACUCUGGAAUCAGAUUCUUGCCUUGACCCGGGAAUUCCUGUGAAUGGCCAUCGCCAUGGCAACAACUUUAAUAUCCGCUCCACAGUAACCUUCAGCUGUGAUCCAGGAUAUACACUGAGUGAUGAAGAACCUCUCAUAUGUGAAAGAAACCAUCAGUGGAAUCAUGCAUUACCCAGCUGUGAUGCUUUAUGUGGUGGAUAUAUUCACGGGAAGAGUGGAACUGUUCUUUCUCCAGGUUUUCCUGAUUUUUAUCCAAACUCUCUAAACUGCACUUGGACUAUUGAAGUGUCCCAUGGCAAGGGUGUACAGCUGGUUUUUCAUACUUUUCACCUUGAGAGCUCUCAUGACUACUUGCUCAUCACUGAAGAUGGGAGCUUCACAGAACCAGUAGCCAGAUUAACUGGCUCGGUCUUACCCCCGACAAUUAAAGCCGGCCUCUUUGGAAAUUUUACUGCACAGCUUCGAUUUAUAUCUGAUUUUUCAAUUUCUUAUGAAGGUUUCAACAUAACAUUUUCAGAAUAUGAUCUGGAGCCAUGUGAUGAUCCUGGUGUUCCUGCCUUCAGCAGGCGAAUUGGUUUUCAUUUUGGUGUUGGAGAUUCCUUGAUCUUUUCCUGUUUCCCCGGAUAUCGCCUGGAAGGUGCUAACAAACUCACUUGCCUGGGAGGUGGUCGGCGUGUAUGGAGUGCACCUCUGCCAAGGUGUGUGGCUGAAUGUGGAGCAACUGUCUCUGGAAAUGAAGGAACAUUAUUGUCUCCAAAUUUUCCAUCUAAUUAUGACAACAACCAUGAAUGUAUCUAUAAAAUUGAAACUGAGGCUGGAAAAGGGAUUCAUCUUAGAGCCAGGAGCUUUCAGCUGCAUGAGGGAGAUAUUGUUAAGGUGUAUGAUGGAAAAGACAGUUCCUCACGCUCUCUUGGAGUCUUCACCAAAAAGGACAUGAUGGGAGUUAUUCUUAAUAGCACCUCUAACCAUAUGUGGAUAGAGUUUAAUACCAAUGGAUCUGAUACUGACCAAGGAUUUCAGCUGACUUAUACAAGUUUUGACCUAGUAAAGUGUGAAGAUCCUGGCAUACCAAAUUAUGGUUACAAGAUACGAGAUGAAGGACAUUUUAUAGACACAGUCAUUUUAUACAGCUGUAAUCCUGGCUAUACAAUGCAUGGUAGUAGUAUUAUGACCUGCUUAAGUGGAGAUCGAAGAGUUUGGGACAAACCUUUGCCUACUUGCAUAGCUGAGUGUGGUGGUCGAAUUCAUGCUGCUACAUCGGGGCGCAUUUUGUCCCCUGGUUACCCAGCACCAUAUGACAACAAUCUUCAUUGCACUUGGAUUAUUGAAGCAGAUCCAGGAAAGACAAUAAGUCUGCAUUUUAUUGUUUUUGAUACUGAGGUUGCUCAUGACAUCUUGAAGGUAUGGGAUGGGCCUGUUGAGAGCAGCAUACUUCUCAAAGAGUGGAGUGGCUCGGCUCUUCCAGAGGAUAUUCACAGCACUUUCAACUCCUUAACAUUACAAUUUGACAGUGAUUUCUUCAUCAGCAAAUCAGGCUUCUCCAUUCAGUUUUCAACUUCCAUUGCAUCAACUUGUAACGAUCCUGGGACACCACAGAAUGGCACUAGAUAUGGAGACAGCAGGGAACCUGGAGACACCACCACCUUCCAGUGUGACCCGGGCUAUCAGCUGCAAGGGCAGGCUAAAAUUACGUGUGUGCAACUGAAUAACCGGUUCUUUUGGCAGCCUGAUCCCCCUACAUGCAUAGCUGCAUGUGGAGGGAACCUGACAGGCCCAGCAGGAGUUAUUUUGUCACCUAACUAUCCACAGCCUUAUCCUCCUGGGAAAGAAUGUGACUGGAGAAUAAAAGUAAACCCUGACUUUGUCAUUGCCUUGAUAUUCAAAAGUUUCAAUAUGGAACCCAGUUAUGAUUUCCUACAUAUUUAUGAAGGAGAAGAUUCCAACAGUCCUCUAAUUGGCAGUUUUCAAGGCUCACAAGCUCCUGAAAGAAUAGAGAGCAGUGGCAACAGUCUGUUUCUGGCUUUUCGCAGUGAUGCUUCUGUUGGAAUGUCAGGAUUUGCCAUUGACUAUAAAGAAAAGCCACGGGAAGCUUGUUUUGAUCCUGGAAACAUCAUGAAUGGUACAAGAAUUGGAACAGACUUUAAGCUUGGUUCAACUAUUACUUACCAGUGUGAUUCUGGGUAUAAGAUUAUUGAACCUUCAACUAUAACAUGUGUAAUUGGUGCAGAUGGAAAGCCGGCUUGGAACAGAGCGUUACCAUCUUGUAAUGCACCAUGUGGAGGGCAGUAUACUGGAUCAGAGGGAGUGGUUUUAUCACCAAAUUAUCCUCAUAAUUACACUGCUGGACAGACUUGCCAUUAUUCAAUAACUGUCCCCAAAGAAUUUGUUGUGUUUGGACAAUUUGCCUAUUUUCAGACAGCUUUGAAUGAUGUGGCAGAAUUAUUUGAUGGAGAAAACUCUCAGGCUAGACUUCUUAGUUCUCUGUCUGGAUCCCACUCAGGAGAGACAUUGCCUUUGGCUACAUCUAAUCAAAUUCUUCUGCGAUUCAGUGCUAAGAGUGGGGCAUCAGCCAGGGGGUUUCACUUUGUUUACCAAGCUGUUCCACGCACAAGUGAUACACAGUGUAGCUCAGUUCCAGAGCCUAGAUAUGGAAGGAGAAUUGGCUCUGAGUUUUCAGCAGGCUCUGUUGUUCGGUUUGAGUGUAGUCCUGGCUAUCUGCUACAAGGCUCAAAAGCUAUCCGAUGUCAGUCUGUACCAAAUGCCUUAGCUCAGUGGAAUGACACAGUCCCAAGCUGUGUAGUGCCAUGCAGUGGGAAUUUUACUGAGCGCAGAGGUACUAUUCUUUCGCCAGGUUACCCUGAACCUUAUGGUAACAGCUUGAAUUGUGUGUGGAAAAUCAUAGUGACUGAGGGAUCAGGUAUUCAGAUCCAGGUCAUCAGCUUUGCCACUGAACAUAAUUGGGACUCCCUUGAAAUAUACGAUGGUGGAGAUAUGACAGCACCGCGUCUUGGGAGCUUUUCAGGUACAACUGUGCCAGCAUUGUUGAAUAGCACCUCCAAUCAACUGUACCUUCACUUUCACUCUGACAUUAGUGUGGCAGCAGCUGGUUUUCACUUGGAAUACAAAACUGUAGGCCUUGCUGCCUGUCCAGAACCAGUAAUUCCUAGCAAUGGGAUCAAAUCAGGCGAUAGAUAUAUGGUGAAUGAUGUUUUGUCAUUUCAGUGUGAGCCAGGAUAUACAUUACAGGGCCGUUCUCAUAUUUCUUGUAUGCCAGGAACAGUUCGACGCUGGAAUUAUCCAUCUCCUCUCUGCAUUGCUAAAUGUGGUGGAACACUCACAAACAUGGCUGGUGUGAUCCUGAGUCCAGGUUUUCCUGGAAAUUACCCUAGUAACUUGGACUGUACAUGGAAAAUUUUAUUGCCAAUUGGAUAUGGUGCACACAUUCAGUUUCUGAAUUUCUCCACUGAGGCAAAUCAUGAUUUCCUUGAAAUUCAGAAUGGGCCUCACCACACAAGUUCUAUGAUUGGACAGUUUAGUGGAAUGGAACUCCCAUCCCCUUUGCUAAGUACUACUCAUGAAACACUUGUCCAUUUUUAUAGUGAUCACUCAGAAAACAGGCAAGGAUUUAAGCUGACAUACCAAGCUUACGAGUUACAGAACUGUCCCGAUCCUCCUCCUUUUUUGAAUGGCUAUAUAGUCAACUCAGAUUACAGUGUGGGACAGUCAGUAUCAUUUGAAUGCUAUCCUGGAUAUGUUUUGAGGGGGCAGCCUGUUCUCACUUGUCAACAUGGAAUCAACAGAAAUUGGAAUUAUCAUUUCCCCAGAUGUGAAGCUCCUUGUGGCUAUAAUGUAACUGCUCAGAAUGGUACAGUUUAUUCCCCAGGAUUUCCAGAUGAAUACCCAAAUUCCAAGGACUGUACCUGGUUAAUUAUUGUAUCUCCAGGCCAUGGGAUUUAUAUCAACUUUACCUUACUUCAGACUGAACCUGUGAAUGACUACAUUGCGGUUUGGGAUGGUCCUGACCAUAAUUCACCUCAGCUAGGAGUUUUCAGUGGGAACACAGCUCUGGAAACAGCUUACAGUUCUACCAAUCAAGUCCUCCUCAAAUUUCACAGUGAUUUUUCAACAGGAGGAUUCUUUGUCCUCAAUUUUCAUGCUUAUCAGCUCAGGAAGUGCCAGCCUCCACCCACAGUUCCACAUGCAGAUUUGUUUACAGAAGAUGAUGACUUUGAAAUAGGAGAUUUUGUGAAGUACAGAUGUCAUCCUGGUUUUACCCUUGUUGGACAAGAUAUACUAACCUGCAAACUGAAUACACAGUUGCAGUUUGAAGGAUCAUCUCCAUCCUGCGAAGCACAAUGUCCAGCAAAUGAAAUACGUACAGAAUCAUCAGGAGUGAUACUCAGUCCAGGCUAUCCAGGCACCUACCCCAACUCUCAGACGUGUUCUUGGACUAUUAAAGUUGAGCCAGGAUACAACAUUUCCAUUUUUGUAGAAAUGUUUCAAAGUGAAAAGCAAUUUGAUGAGCUGGAGGUAUUUGAUGGUUCUUCUGGGCAAAGCCCUUUACUGGUUGCUUUGAGUGGAAAUCACACUGGGCAACUGAACUUCACAAGCAAAAUGAAUCAGCUGUAUCUCCGCUGGUCAACUGAUCAUGCCACCAGCAAGAAAGGAUUCAAGAUCCGUUACUCAGCUCCUUAUUGCAGUUUAAACCCUAACUUGAGGAAUGGUGGAAUUAUAAAUAAAACAGGUGGUCCUGCUGGAAGCAAAGUUCGCUAUUACUGCAAACCUGGGUACAGAAUGAUUGGUCGCAAUAACGCAACAUGCAGGCGCUACCAAAAUGGCAUGUACCAGUGGGAUUCUCCUGUGCCAAUCUGCCACGCUGUAUCUUGUGGCAUUCCUGAGUCCCCUGGGAAUGGCUCAGUUAUAGGUAAUGAAUUCACUUUGGGCAGUAGAUUGAUAUAUGAAUGUAAUGAGGGCUUCAAGCUAGAAUCUAGCCAGCAAGCAACAGCAGUGUGUCAAGAAGAUGGAUUAUGGAGCAACAAAGGGAGGCCGCCUGUUUGCAAAUCUGUAACCUGCCCCAGCAUAGAGACUCUUCUGUCAGAACACGUUGUCUGGAGACUGAUUUCUGGGUCAUUGAAUGAGUAUGGAGCUCAAGUCAUGCUCAGCUGCAGUCCUGGAUAUUAUUUAUUGGGUCAAAGACUCAUACAGUGCAGGCCUAAUGGAACCUGGAGCAUAGGCAAUGAAAGGCCAGCUUGUAAGGUUAUCUCCUGUGGUGGUCUUCCAUCUCCACCAAAUGGAAAUAAGAUUGGAACCUUAACAGUAUAUGGAGCUACUGCAAUAUUCACUUGUAACACAGGAUACACAUUAGUGGGUUCUCACGUGAGAGAAUGCUUGGCAAAUGGUCUCUGGAGUGGUACUGAAACCCAAUGCCUAGCUGGUCACUGUGGCUCACCAGACCCAAUUGUAAAUGGCCAUAUUAGUGGAGAUGGUUUCAGUUAUCGUGACACUGUAGUCUACCAGUGUAAUCCUGGCUUUCGACUUGUUGGUACAUCUGUCCGAAUUUGCCUACAGGACCACAAGUGGUCUGGACAAACUCCUGUUUGUGUCCCAAUCACAUGUGGACAUCCUGGGAAUCCAGCUCAUGGAAUGACUAACGGCAGUGAGUUCAAUUUAAACGAUGUGGUGAAUUUUACCUGCAACACUGGAUACUUACUUCAGGGUGCUUCUCGAGCACAGUGUCGAAGCAAUGGGCAGUGGAGUAGCCCUUUACCCAACUGCCGAGUGGUGAACUGCUCUGAUCCUGGCUUUGUGGAGAAUGCAAUUCGUCACGGACAGCAGAAUUAUCCUGAAAGUUUCAAAUACGGAACAAGCGUGGCAUACCAUUGCAAGAAGGGCUUUUAUCUCUUGGGCUCAUCUGCACUGACCUGUAAAGCUAAUGGGUUAUGGGAUAGAUCAUUGCCAAAGUGUUUGUCCAUUUCUUGUGGACAUCCUGGGGUACCUGCAAAUGCAAUCCUUUCAGGAGACAAAUUUACAUAUGGCUCCGUAAUUCACUAUUCUUGCACGGGGGGUCGAAGGCUCAUAGGAAAUUCUACGAGGGAGUGCCAAGAAGAUAGCCACUGGAGUGGAACUCUCCCUCACUGUUCAGGAAAUAAUCCUGGUUUUUGUGAUGAUCCAGGAGUACCAGCUCACGGGUCUAGACUAGGGGAUGAGUUCAAAACAAAAAGUCUGCUACGUUUCUCAUGUGAGAUGGGUUAUCAGCUGCGAGGGUCUGCAGAGCGAACAUGCUUGCUUAAUGGCUCCUGGUCAGGUAUACAGCCUGUGUGUGAAGCUGUAUCUUGUGGGAACCCUGGCACACCAGCCAAUGGUAUGAUAAUUUACACUGAUGGAAUAUUAUUCUCUAGCUCAGUCAUUUAUGCCUGCUGGGAAGGUUACAAAACUUCAGGGCUGACUACAAGACAUUGUACUGCUAAUGGGACAUGGACUGGCACUGCUCCAGACUGCACAGUGAUUAACUGUGGGGAUCCAGGUGCAUUAGCAAAUGGCAUUCAGUUUGGAAAUGAUUUUACCUUUAAUAAGACAGUCAGCUAUCAGUGCAAUCCAGGCUAUCUGAUGGAACCUGCAAGUUCAUCUACCAUGCGUUGUGUAAAAGACAGCACUUGGAACCAGAGUAAACCAAUUUGCAAAGCUAUUACUUGUGGCCCCCCUCCAACAGUACUGUAUGGGAAAGUGGAAGGAUCUGACUAUCGUUGGGGUGCUAGUGUGAGUUACAGCUGUGCAGAAGGCUAUCAGCUGUCCAACACAGCCAUUCUGUCCUGUGAAGGGCGAGGAGUUUGGCGGGGAGACAUCCCACAAUGUUUGCCUGUGUUUUGUGGUGAUCCUGGUACUCCAGCAGAAGGACGCCUUAAUGGAAAAAGUUUCACCUACAGAUCUGAAGUUAGCUUCCAAUGCAGACCUCCUUUUAUUCUGAUAGGCUCUUCAAGAAGAUUCUGUCAAGCAGAUGGUACUUGGAGUGGAAUUCAGCCAACAUGCAUUGAUCCAGCUCACAAUACAUGUACAGACCCUGGUACUCCACAUUUUGGAAUACAAAAUAGUUCCAGAGGUUAUGAGGUUGGGAGCACAGUCUAUUUCAGAUGCAGGAAAGGUUAUCAUAUCCAGGGAUCUACCACUCGUUCUUGUCUUGCUAACCUAACUUGGAGUGGCAUACAAUCCGAAUGCAUCCCUCAUGCUUGCAGGCAGCCAGAAACACCAGCCCAUGUAGAUGUGAAAGCAAUAGAUCUUCCUACUUUAGGGUAUACUUUGGUGUAUACCUGUCAGCCAGGAUUUUUUCUUGCUGGUGGAUCAGAGCAUCGGACAUGUAAACCAGAUAUGAAAUGGACAGGAAAAUCACCUAUUUGUAAAAUUCCUUCAGAUGUGUUUUUUAUCAAUUCACUGUGGAAAGGGUUUUAUGAAUAUUUAGGAAAAAGACAACCUGCAACUCUCACUGUUGAUUGGUUCAAUACUACAAGCAGCAAAGUGAAUGCCACAUUCAUUGAGGCAUCCAACAUACAGCUCAAACUAUCAGGUGUUUACAAGAAGGAAGAAGCCCAUUUGCUCUUGAAAGCUUUUCAAAUUAAAGGACCAAGUGAUAUUUUUGUAAGCAAGUAUGAAAACGACAACUGGGCACUCGAUGGUUAUGUAUCCUCAGGGCUUGAAAGAGGAGUUUUUACUUAUCAAGGUGAUAUACAUGGAAAAGACUUUGGAAAAUUUAUGCUCCAAAGACAAGGUCCUUUAAGUGCAGACACAGACCUUUCAAAUCACUAUUAUGGUACAAACAGCAGUUCAGUUGCAGCUGCCAUCCUGGUACCAUUCUUUGCUCUAAUAUUAUCAGGGUUUGCAUUUUACCUCUACAAACACAGAACAAGACCAAAAGUACAGUACAAUGGAUAUGCUGGACAUGAAAACAGUAAUGGACAAGCUUCAUUUGAAAAUCCCAUGUAUGACACAAACUUAAAACCCACAGAGGCAAAGGCUGUGAGGUUUGAUACGACUCUGAACACAGUUUGUACAGUGGUAUAGCCUUCAGUGCCCAAUAUGACUGAUUCAUAGCCAUACCUCUGAUGGACAAGCAGUAAUUCCUUUGGUGCCAUAUACCAGUUUCCCUUCUCUUGGCUUUGCUGCUGUAAUCUUUAACAUCUUCUGUCAGCCUACAUGCAGCUAAAUUUUCUGGUAAAAACGUGUCAGUCUUCGGGGGAUCAGACAAAGAAUAUUUUUUCAUCUUAAAGCUGGAUCAAAAUGCCUGGCUGCAUCUGCUUCAAACCAAGGCACACUUUAAGGAAGACUGCCAAGUUAUGCCAAUUUGUCAUAUUUAAUGCCUCAGACUCUCAUAUUUGUAUGCGGCUGAAUGCCUUUCAAUGUGUUCUUCUGGGCACUUGGAUAAAUCCUUUGAGUACUGUGACAAAUGAUAGCACCACAGAUUAUCCCCGGGAAUAUUCUGAAGAAAGCUCUCUUGAAGGAGGAGACAGCCUUCCUUGAGGUUGCAUACACUUGCAAAUGCUUUACCAUUCAAAUCUUGCUAAAAUUAGGAAAAUUUACAGUAUAUUUUAUUCAUAGGUCAGUUUUGCCAAUUCCCCAAUCAGCCGUUAAUAUCGCAAAAUAUUAAUGCACAAUUUUUUUUGCACUAGGGUGUAAUGGCUGACUGAGUAAGAUACUGGUAAAAAUAUACAGGGUUUCUACACACUGUCCAUUGUAUAUAGACAUUCACUCACCCUUUGCCAAGCAAAACAUUCCAGAAUAAAUUUACUUGGCGUAUUAAAUUGACCCCUAUGUUUAGCACCAGUUAAAAUCUUGUGCUAUAGAGGAUAAUAUUUCUUUUGUCAAUUUUUGACUAAAUUUCUUUGUAAACAUGAUUACAAGUCAAUGGGGACUUUCAGCCAGAACAAGAACCCAUAUCUAAGAAUUUUUCUUUGCCACUAUUGUUUUCUUCUGAAAUCAGUCAUCAAUCACCAUUGUCAGUAUCAUACUAUGUAACAGCAGGGGGGUUAGUAGCUAUUGCUGCUUGCCAUGUACAAAUGUGAAUAGUAAUUUAUUUUAGAUAGCUCAUACAGCCUGUGAGCCUGUGCUCAUAAUACAGUCUUCCCUUUUGCAUUUUUUUCCAUUUUUCCUUUAAUAUGACAUCAUUUUCUGAUGUUACAUGGAACUAAAACACAUUACAGUAGCGUAGAAAAACCCAGGGCAAAUUGUCCAUAAAAAGUGGUCAUUCAGUUUCUACUUUGAACAAAGAGAAAUAUUCAACUAUCUUUGCUUUCUGUUUAUUUUAAAUUUUUUAAACACACUGCUUACAGCUUUUGUACUUACACAGUUUGACAGAGACAUUUAUACAUAUAAAGGUUGAGUAAUCAUUAGUGUUUGCAUAGAAUUAGAUGUUUUAUUGAAUGAAAAUAAACAAAAAUGCCAUUGGGCAGAUUAAUUAAAUUGAGUUUUAAAAAUAGGAAAUAAUAGUAAAUAAUGAAGGAAAAUCUGGUUUUAGUCAUACGCAUUGAGUUCAUAAAACAGGAAAGUUGUUUUGCUUUUCUUCUAAUUCAGGGCUGUUUUUUGAUGCUGUUUUUUUGUUUUAGUUUUCUGAAUUGCAAAAUGUCCUAUUGUCCCAUUGCUAUCUAAGCUGUUGAAAAGUUUUUUCUGAACUCCAUAUGUGUGUAGGUCUGGCUGUCAUACACAAAACAAAAAGGUAAUAUAAGCCCAGUAACAGGUUUUUCAGCUAAUGUUGCAGAAUGCAACAAAAAUUUCAAAGGUAACCCUUGGUCAGUUUAACAACUACAUCUGUUAGAUGAAAAAUACUAGCAAUAUAAUACAUAAUAAUUGUAGGGCCUGCAGCUGUUAUGUUCCUCAUAUGAGCAAGAAACUCUGAAGAAAAUUUAAUAAAUAACCCUUUCCAGUCAGUUCCUUGUUCAUUUUGUUUGUAGUUUUUUUCUUUCUUUUUUUUUGUUUUCUCUGAAGUUAUUGUGCAGUAAGUUUCAUUUAGUUGUCCCAUCUCACAGCCUUUCACAUUUUCAGAGAAAGAACAGUCAUCAGAUAAAAGCUGUCCUGAUCCUCCCCCGCAUAGAGGAAGUUGCUUGGCAAAUGAAGAGCUUCUGUAGGAACAGUGGGCCAGGAAAGAGGAUAUUGUCUGACUAAAGUUUCUGACAGGUGUUAAAAAUUGUUGCAUUAAAAGUCUUUCUGUAGUGGCAAUGAGAGAAAAAAAAAACGGUGUUUUGAAAACAAAAUACAUAGCUUUUAUUGAUGUUUUCUAGUCCUGUCAUUACAGUGUAUGCUUCAGUGCCCUGUCUCACCACCAAGGAAUGUGUUGGAGGAUAAAAGAGAAUAGUUAAAUAGUUUGGUCUUUUGUAUUAGAGAGCCCAGAUUCCCUGAAUCCAUUAUUCAGUGGUUCAUUUGGGGAUGUAAUGGAACAAUUGCUUAUCCUGAGUGAGAGCUCUUUGAUCAGGGACACUCAAAAGGAACACACUAACAAAAUAUCCUAAGUUUGCUUGGAGUGUUGAUUAAACAGGAGCUUCACACUGGAGCCCAAGUAAAACCAAAGUAUUGCAAUUUAAUCAGUUCUACCCAUACCUUUCAAAUUCCUCUCCUUCUCUGCUGUGUUUGAGUCUUCUGUUCAGGUUGGAUCUCCUCCUCCUGAAGUUAUUCCACAGAGGGCUGUGUAUCCAUGCACUUCAAUAUGGUGCUUCUUCAGAGUGAGGCUCUUAAGAUGAUGUGCAGUGACUGGGAAAUGGCAGCCAGGAAAUCUGUUUUUUUCAUAUAAUUGCAGAAGACUUUUCCCCCAGCGUUGACCAGAUCAUUAUGACAGGCUAAUAAUACAUGCUAUAUUUUUUUUAAAAAACAGGUUAUGUGCUUCAAAGCUGUUAAAAACUGCUGCUUGUAUCACACAUCUUGCCUUUCUCCAGGCUAGCUGCAAUAAUUUUUUUUCUUGUGUAAAAUAUUUUGUAAACAAAAAAAAUGUUGUUAUUAAAAAAAAUUAAAAAAAGUGGGAGGGUGGGGGGAUUGGGGAGAACGCCGCAUAAUGACCAAGUCAAUCUAAUUUUCAUUCCCACUAUUCCAUUCUGCCAUUUCACUACAUGCUGCUGUGACAUGAAGUAGGUGCAAAAGAACUUUUUGUACAGAGAUAUAUUUUUUAUGAAGAAUUUGUAAAAUUAUUAAAUAUGAUGUACUUUUUUGAUUAAUGUAGGUAAAUUGUUAAAAAUAAAUGUUUUUACAAUACAAAAAUAAAUUGUAAUUUUCCCAAUAAUGUAAAAUUUACCAUCUUUAGCUGAUUUUCAGUUCUGAUCCUAUUACACUUGUAUUAAUAUUAAAGUGGCCUGUUAAAAAUAAACAGUAUUCUCUUUGGAAAAAAAAGAAAAAAGAAACAAACAUAAAAAGACUGUAAUAUAGCCUGUGCAAUGCCACCUACCUUGAAAACAAAAUCAGAGUUCUAAUUAAAUAUUUAAUUUUAGAUUUUCA
Messenger RNA from Passer domesticus (house sparrow), 14955 nucleotides. RefSeq names its product CUB and Sushi multiple domains 1 (gene CSMD1). The transcript has 69 exons. The record is from RefSeq and is a predicted model, not a curated record. The coding region runs from base 913 to 11544 and encodes 3543 amino acids. Lineage: Eukaryota; Metazoa; Chordata; Aves; Passeriformes; Passeridae.